Syngnathoides biaculeatus (alligator pipefish) is the source of this 1694-nucleotide messenger RNA. It is a transcript of the gene proca, whose product is annotated as protein C (inactivator of coagulation factors Va and VIIIa), a. The record is from RefSeq and is a predicted model, not a curated record. The transcript is spliced from 9 exons. Gene Ontology annotation, biological process: proteolysis; blood coagulation. Gene Ontology annotation, cellular component: extracellular region. Gene Ontology annotation, molecular function: calcium ion binding; serine-type endopeptidase activity. Lineage: Eukaryota; Metazoa; Chordata; Actinopteri; Syngnathiformes; Syngnathidae. Bases 175 to 1500 code for a protein of 441 amino acids.
UUUAGCGGGGGCGUCGGGUCAGCGGCCAGCGUGUUGACGGCGCGGGGCCGCAGACUGUGGACUCGCGGUAAACAUCGCUAGUCACUCAUUGACACGCCACAAAGACGCAGAACCCGACGAGCGGCACACCGACGCCGGCCAAAGACUUCCGAACGCCAGCAAGUUCCCACGGACAUGCGCCGCCGCCGCCCGGCCCUCUGCGCGUGCCUGACGCUCGCCAUGUGGGCGGCGUCCGCCCUCAGCCUAUCAGUGUUCUCGCGGGCGCCGGACGCGCACAUGCUGCUGCGCUCGCGUCGCGCCAACUCCUUCCUGGAGGAGCUCAAGCCGCCGUCCGUGGAGCGCGAGUGCAUGGAGGAGACCUGCGACUUCGAGGAGGCCCGCGAGAUCUUCAAGGUCCGAGAAGCCACGCUGGAGUUCUGGACGGUGUACAAAGACGGCAACCAGUGCGAAUCCAACGGCUGCGUCCACGGGAGGUGCGUCGACAUGCUGCAGGAUUACGUGUGCAGCUGCGACCACGGAUACGAGGGCAAGUACUGCGACCGCGCGCUAUCGGCGACCAACUGCAGCGUGAACAACGGCGACUGCGACCACGAAUGCACGGAGAGCGCCGACGGCCUGAGGCGGACGUGCGGCUGCAUCGCCGGCUACAAACUGGACGACGACGCCAAGAAGUGCGUCCCCAAAGGGCCGUCGUCUUGCGGGCAGCUGCUGAUCGGUCGCUCGUCCUACACCGGGCCCGUGGACGGCCUCAUGCCGUGGAUGGUGGGCGGCGAGGUGGGCAAGAAGGGCGAGAGUCCCUGGCAGGUGCUGCUGCAGAACGCCAAGGGCCGCUUCCACUGCGGCGGCGUCCUGAUCGACAGGAACUGGGUCCUGACGGCCGCCCACUGCCUGGACAACAACCUGCGCUUCCGAGCCCGACUGGGUGACUACGAGCGUUUCCGCGACGAGGGCACCGAGGUGAUGCUGAAAGUCAGCGAGGCCUUCCCCCACCCCGACUACGACAGCGCCACGGUGGACAACGACAUCGCCCUCCUGCGCCUGGAGAGCCCGGCGCCCUUCUCCGAGUACAUCCUGCCGGCGUGCCUGCCGGGCCGGGGCCUGGCCGAGCGGGUCCUCCACCGCAACGGGACCGAGACGGUGGUGACGGGCUGGGGCAAGACCAGCGCGGAAAGCCAGCGCUUCAGCUCGGCGCUCAACGUGAUCCGGGUCCCGCUGGUCAGCCGGGACGUGUGCGCCGCCCACAUGUCGCACAACAUCUCGCGCAACGUGCUGUGCGGCGGCAUCCUGGGCCAGAGCGCCGACGCCUGCGAGGGCGACAGCGGCGGCCCCAUGGUGACCCGGCACGCCGGCGCCUGGUUCCUGGUGGGGCUGGUGUCGUGGGGCGAGGGCUGCGGGCGCCACGACAAGCUGGGCAUCUACACCAAAGUGUCCAACUACAACGAGUGGAUCGACGCCGUGCGCCGGGACUGGGACAAGAGCGCGCACCCGCCCCAACGCUGACGCGCACCUCAAUAAACUCCUUUACGCUCGACGUCUUUUCGUUCCUCCGCUGCGUCCGCUCGAGUGACAGAGCGCAAAAUGGCUGCUGCAAAAGCCAAACCAGCGGUUGAGGCCCCGCGUCGACGGCCGGCGAUUCUUUUGCAGCGUCUUCAAGCGCAAAGAGCGCAGAGCGUCCAUUCCGUUCUUGAGAGGAG